UGGUCCCGGCGGUAAGAUGGCGGCUGCCGCGGAGUGCGAUGUGGUAAUGGCGGCGACCGAAUCAGAGCUGCUCGACGACGAAGAAGCAAAAAGGACUUUAGAAGACUGGAGGACAAUGGUCAGCGACUAUCUAGGUGCCUUUUGGCCUGAUGCAAAGUCCCUCUGAGAGUCCACUAAUGUUUGCUCCCCUUUCUCCAGUGCUGUGAUGUGGAAGUUACUUAGAGGUCGUUCCAGGGAAGCAGAAUGCUUCAAGGAACAAGGAAAUGCAUACUAUGCCAAGAAAGAUUACAAUGAAGCUUAUAACUAUUAUACAAAAGCCAUAGAUAUGUGUCCUAAAAAUGCUAGCUAUUAUGGUAAUCGAGCAGCCACGUUGAUGAUGCUUGGAAGGUUCCGGGAAGCUCUUGGAGAUGCACAACAGUCAGUGAGGUUGGAUGACAGUUUUGUCCGGGGUCAUCUACGAGAAGGCAAGUGCCACCUCUCCCUAGGGAAUGCCAUGGCAGCAUGUCGUAGUUUCCAGAGAGCCCUAGAACUGGAUCACAAAAAUGCUCAGGCACAACAAGAGGUAAGAGUUGAAUCUAUUAGUAUCAAACAACAUGGUGUGAUUGGAAGAAAUAGUGACUUCUGCUCAGUCAGAACUGAGCAGCACAAUUCACAAUAGCUAAACUGGAACCAACCUAGAUACCCUUCAAUAGAUGAAUGGAUAAAAAAAAAUUCGGCAUAUAUACACAAUGGAAUAUUUCUCAGCAAUAAAAGAGAAUAAAAUCAUGGCAUUUGCAGGUAGAGUUAGAGAAUGAUAAGUGAAGUUAGCCAAUCCCAAAAAAACAAAUGUCAAAUGUUUUCUCUGGUAUAAGGAGGCGGAUUCAUAGUGGGUUGGGGAGAAGGGAGCAUAGGAGGAAUAGACAAACUCUAGAUAGGGCAGAGGGAUGGGAGGGGAAGGGAGGGGGCAUGGGUUUAGAAAUGAUGGUGGAAUGUGAUAGACAUUAUUAUCCAAAGAACAUAUAUGAAGACACGAAUUGGUGUGAAUAUAUUUUGUAUACAACCAGAAAUAGGAAAAGUUGUGCUGUAUAUGUGUAAUAAGAAUUGUAAUGCAUUUCACUGUCAUAUAUAAAUAAAAAAUUUAAAAAUAAUUUAAAAAAUAAAAUAAAAGUCAGAACUGAGAUCUAGUACUCCUUCUUCCAUUAGCCACACUUGGAUGAUUUUAGUCUCUCUGAUCCCCGGCUUUCUUAUCUAUAAAAUGGGUUCUGAAUAUGAUUUACAUUUUUUAAAAGUCUAAAAAUUGAAGGGUUUCUGAGAUGCCUGAGAGAGAAUAGAUAGAAGCUUUAAGCAACUGAUUUGAAUGAGGUUAAUUUUGUGUGUGUGUGUGUGGUGCUGGGGAUUGAACCUGGGGCCUUGUGCAUGCAAUCACUCAAAAGUUUUAUUUUUCUUUUGUUUUUGGUACUGGGAAUCUAAUCCAGGAGCACUUUACCACUGAGCUCCAUUCCCAGCCCUUUUUAUUUUUUUUAAAUUAUUUGUUUUUUAAAAAAUAUUUUUAUUUUUUGGCAUAGAUGGACACAACACAAUGCAUUUUUUUAAUUUUUAUGUGGUGCUGAGGAUCGAACCCCGGUCCCGCCCGUGCUAGGCGAGCACUCUACACUGAGCCACAAUCCCAGCCCAACCCCUUUUUAUUUUUUAAAUUGAGACAGGCUUUUGCUAAAUUGCUGAGAUUCUGGAACCUGAGAUUCUCCUGUUUUAGCCUCCUGAGUUGCUAGGAUUACAGGCAUGCAUCACUGUCCCCAGCUGAAGUUAAAGAGUUUGAGUGAGCCAGUUAUGGUGGUGCAUGCCUGUCAUCUCAGCUACUCGGGAAACUAAGGCAGGACGAUUGCAAGUCUGACACCAGCCUGGGCAAAUUAGCAAGACCCUGUGUGAAAAUAAAAAUUUAAAAGGGCUGUAACUGAAUCAUAGAACACUUGCCUAGCAAAAACAGGGUCCUGGGUUUAAUCCUCAGUAACACA
Marmota monax (woodchuck) is the source of this 1991-nucleotide messenger RNA. Its product is annotated as dnaJ homolog subfamily C member 7-like. The transcript is spliced from 5 exons. The record is from RefSeq and is a predicted model, not a curated record. Gene Ontology annotation, molecular function: protein binding; molecular adaptor activity. Gene Ontology annotation, biological process: post-translational protein targeting to endoplasmic reticulum membrane. The coding region runs from base 206 to 658 and encodes 150 amino acids. Gene Ontology annotation, cellular component: membrane; TRC complex. NCBI's taxonomy places the organism in Eukaryota, Metazoa, Chordata, Mammalia, Rodentia, Sciuridae.